This is a messenger RNA of Hydractinia symbiolongicarpus, 2620 nucleotides long. Its product is annotated as transmembrane 9 superfamily member 3-like. Lineage: Eukaryota; Metazoa; Cnidaria; Hydrozoa; Anthoathecata; Hydractiniidae. Bases 131 to 1876 code for a protein of 581 amino acids. Gene Ontology annotation, cellular component: membrane. The transcript has 14 exons. Gene Ontology annotation, biological process: protein localization to membrane. The record is from RefSeq and is a predicted model, not a curated record.
UCUAGACCCUCCUCUGCCAGUGAGAUCUCAACGAUAAACUGGACAUGUAGGCAGUCAAUUAAAACGUGGAUUCUUUUUUACUAUUAGACAAUCAAGUACUUUUAAAAUUUAUUUAAUUUAUCAGCCGAACAUGAUUUCAUUAUAUCCAAUCAUCAUAUCCACAUUACUGCUUGUCUCACCUGUAAAGUUAGAUGAACACGACCACAAAUAUACAGUUGAUGAGGAAGUCAUUAUUUGGAUGAACACAGUUGGUCCAUAUCACAAUAGACAAGAGACAUAUGAAUAUUACUCCUUGCCUUUCUGUAAAGGUGACAAGAAAACCAUCAGCCAUUAUCAUGAAACGUUAGGUGAAGCACUCCAAGGAGUUGAACUAGAGUUUAGUGGCUUAGAUGUUAUUUUCAAAAAGGAAACCCCACUGACAAAAUUCUGUUCGGUGCAAUUAAAUGAACAAGAUUACGAAGCAUUUGCAUAUGCCUUAAAGAAUCGUUAUUGGUAUCAAAUGUAUAUUGAUGAUCUGCCAAUUUGGGGUAUAGUUGGUGAAGUAGGUGAACAUGGAGAAGACUUAUUUUUAUGGACGCAUAAAAAGUUUGAGAUUGGUUACAAUGACAACAUGAUUGUGGAAGUGAAUCUGACCAGUGAACAUAAAGUGAAGUUAACGAAGGGCUCAGAAAUUCCGUUUACAUACGAGGUCCAUUGGAAACCAUCUACUGUGAAAUUUGCUGACAGAUAUGACAAAUAUUUAGAUCCAGGUUUUUUCCAACAUAGGAUUCAUUGGUUUUCCAUCUUCAACUCAUUUAUGAUGGUUAUUUUCUUGGUCGGGUUAGUUAGCAUGAUUUUAAUGAGAACAUUGAGAAAAGAUUAUGCAAGAUACAGUAAAGAAGACGAUCUUGAUGAUAUGGAGCGAGAUUUGGGUGAUGAAUAUGGCUGGAAGCAGGUACACGGAGAUGUUUUUCGCAUGCCAGCACUGCCAACGUUUCUAUCUUCACUGAUUGGUUGUGGGUACCAUUUAGUCGCUGUAACCGUCAUCGUCAUAAUUUUAGUCAUCAUGGGAGAUCUCUACAUGGGACGUGGCUCCAUCAUGAGUACUAUUAUUUUUGUUUACGCUGCUACAAGUCCUGUGAAUGGGUUCUUUGGUGGCAGUUUGUACUCCAGACUUGGAGGUAAAGAAUGGAUUCGGCAAAUGGCCGUUAGUGCGUUUUUACUUCCUGGUUUGGUGUGCGGUUCAACAUUUUUUGUGAACUUCAUUGCGAUGUACUAUGGUGCGUCGAGAGCAAUACCAUUUGGCACAAUGGUUGCCAUCACCAGUAUCUGUCUGUUUGUCAUCCUACCCCUAACAUUAGUAGGGACUGUUCUUGGACGAAACAUAUACGGUCAGCCUAACAACCCAUGUCGUGUGAAUCCAGUAGCAAGACCUAUCCCUGAAAAGAAAUGGUUUAUGGAACCCAGUGUGAUUGUUUUGCUUGGUGGUAUUUUGCCAUUCGGUUCAAUAUUCAUUGAAAUGUAUUUUAUUUUCACCUCGUUUUGGGCUUACAAGAUUUAUUAUGUAUAUGGUUUUAUGUUACUGGUGUUCGCCAUCUUGACGAUCGUCACUGUAUGCGUCACUAUCGUUUGCUCCUAUUUCCUACUCAAUGCGGAGGAUUACCGAUGGCAAUGGACGAGUUUCCUUUCUGCUGCAUCCACUGCUCUAUAUGUUUAUAUUUAUUCUUUUUAUUAUUUCUUUUUCAAAACAAAGAUGUAUGGAUUAUUUCAAACUGUGUUUUAUUUCGGUUACAUGGCGCUGUUUAGUUUGGCGCUAGGAAUAAUAUGUGGAACGUUCGGUUACGUGGGAACUAGCUUGUUUGUGAGGAAGAUAUAUUCUACCGUCAAGAUCGAUUAAAAUAACGACAUGCUGUACGACUAACAGAAUGUGAAACGUAACAUGUCAUCGUCAAGCUAUCAUGCUUGCAACUUUUAUACGCCCCUACAUUUUAGGUCAGUUACUAUUUAUAUUCCACCUGGUGUAUUUAAUGGUGAAUUUUAUUAACCCAGUCAUUUUGUGUUUUUAAUCAGUAGUAUUUUUCUCUCAGUCUGAUUGUUGGGAAUAAUUUGCAUUAGUUUACCUAUGAUACCACAGAUUAUUUUUUGUUGAAAAAUGUAAUUCGAUUCUCUUAAAAAACAUUUUCGCUUAAAUAAAGGUAAAAGUCCACUUUGAUCGCACAGCACGACGUGCUUAGCGCUGCGCGGUCAUGCGUACGAGCAGCACAUUGUCUACUGGAAACGGAAAUACGUGAACAAAUUCAAAAUGGUGGCGAUUAAAACAUUUAUUUUGGCUUAAUUCAUUGGUUUAAUUUAUGUAGUUACGUCAGUACUCACUGUAGCGCUCAUAAAAACUUCAAAAUCGAAAUUUGACUUUUAAUACGAACGAAUAAAAGCGCUUUCUAAAUGUGACACAAUAAAAAAGCACUGUGAUGCGCGAGUCAUCAGCCGACGUGCUAAAAACAUAGUGGACUUUCGCCUUUACAGAGAUAGUAAAUAGGGAGGAUUUGACUUUGCUGAGUUUCGUCGACAUUUUGGAACGUAUUUUUUUUGAGACUCAACGUAUAAUUUCUUGUCAGUAAAUAAUGUAUUUCGUUCCGAAAAA